CUAAACACAAACCCACAGCUAAGAUGGCAAUACCAGUGGCAGGCGCAUGGUUCUCAGCCGUCGCCGCUUUGCUCGUCCUCUUCUUGCUCCGCCGUCUCGGUCGGCCGAGGCCCAAUCUACCUCCAGGCCCUAGAGCAUGGCCCGUCAUUGGAAACCUCGACCACAUAGGCCCACAAUCUCACAGGUCCCUCCAUGUUCUCUCCCAGAAGUACGGACCCAUCAUGCACAUCUGGUUAGGCUCCAAGUCCCUCGUCGUCGGCUCCUCGGUGAAAAUGGCCAAGGCCUUUCUGAAAAUCCACGAUGGCUCCUUAGCAUCGCGGCCGAGAACCGCCGCCGGUAAGUACGCAGGUUUCGGCCACUGCAACAUAGUCUGGGCCCCCUACUCCCCAUACUGGCGCCAAGUCCGCAAGGUUUGUUUAACGGAACUCUUCUCUCCCAAAAGCUUGGGGUCCUAUGAGUAUAUCAGAAAGGAAGAGAUCAGAAUUAUGGCGAAUGAACUUUACAGUUCUUCGAGCAAAACCAUAUUCUUAAAGGAGUACCUCAACGUUUUCAACCUCAACAUCAUAAGUCGCAUGGUUUUGGGGAAGACAUACGUUAAGAAAACCCAAAAUGCUAUCAUUACGCCGGACGAGUUCAAGUGGAUGCUGGACGAGUUUCUGUUACUGAACAGUGGUUUUCUGAAUAUUGGGGAUUUCAUUCCCUGGCUUCAAUUCUUGGACUUGCAGGGAUACGUCAAGAGGAUGAAGGUCGUGAGUAAGAAAUUCGACAGGUUUUUGGAACACGUAUUGAAUGAACACGGUGAGAGAAGAAAAGGGUUUAAGGAUUACGUUGCCAAAGAUAUGGUGGAUCUCCUUUUGCAAGCUGCAGAUAAUCCCACUCGCGAGCUCAAGCUUCAGAGGCAUAAUGUCAAAGCCAUUACUCAGGAUCUUCUCAUAGGUGGGACGCAGAGCUCUGCUAUAACAGUGGAAUGGGCCAUGUCAGAGCUUCUUAAAAAGCCACAAGUAUUGAAGAAGGCACAAGAAGAGCUAGACAAAGUAGUAGGGACAAACAGAUGGGUUGAAGAACAAGACAUGGUUCAGUUACCUUACAUUAAAGCAAUCGUUAAAGAAACAAUGAGGCUACAUCCUGCUUUACCAACACUGAUACCGAGGGAAUCCCGAGAGGACUGUAAAAUUGAGGGCUAUGACCUUCCCAAAGGGACCCAAGUGGCUCUGAAUGUAUGGGCCAUAGGGAGGGACCCUACAGUUUGGGUCAGGCCCAACGAGUUUGAGCCCGAGAGGUUCAUUGGUGGCCCCACUAAGGAUAUUGAUGUGCACGGUCAUGACUUUGAGUUGUUGCCCUUUGGUGCGGGAAGAAGGAUGUGCCCUGGCUACCCUCUUGGGCUUAAGGUGAUUCUGUCAAGUGUGGCGAAUCUGGUUCAUGGGUUCAAUUGGAAGCUUCCUGGGACUGUGAAGGAGCAGGACUUGAAUAUGGAGGAGACUGGUGGGCUUUCCAUCGCCAAGAAGUUGCCCCUUGAAGCAGCGCUUGAGCCCAGGCUUCCUCUUCAUCUUUAUUCACCAGCUUAAGUGGAUAAAUGUGUGUCUGUGUGUGUUUUAUAAUUUUAUUUUAUCAGCUAAUUAUUGAGUGAGAAUGUAAAUAAAAUUAGCUGUGCUUGUAUCUUGUAUGUUUUAUUGGAUUAAAAUGUAAUUUUCAUUUCAAGGAUUUGGGUCUAUAAAAUAAAAUUUAUCACAAUUCGUAUCUUCUUUUAA
Messenger RNA from Neltuma alba, 1748 nucleotides. Its product is annotated as flavonoid 3'-monooxygenase. The coding region runs from base 24 to 1565 and encodes 513 amino acids. The transcript has 2 exons. Lineage: Eukaryota; Viridiplantae; Streptophyta; Magnoliopsida; Fabales; Fabaceae. Gene Ontology annotation, molecular function: monooxygenase activity; iron ion binding; heme binding. The record is from RefSeq and is a predicted model, not a curated record.